Molecule: messenger RNA, 372 nt
Organism: Solanum stenotomum
Lineage: Eukaryota; Viridiplantae; Streptophyta; Magnoliopsida; Solanales; Solanaceae
Exons: 1
Coding region: 1-372 (123 amino acids)
Source: RefSeq, a predicted model, not a curated record
AUGUUCUCAGCUAAUUCAGGCUACCAAGAUUAUGCUUCAGACUCAUUUCAAGAUCAAGGACUUGGGGGAGUGAGAUACUUCCUUGGUCUUGAAAUUGCAAGAAAUAAGGAUAGUAUCAUGGUAAGUCAAAGGAAAUUUGCUUUGGAUCUUGUAUCAGAUUUUGGUCUUGCAGGAACCAAACCAAUUAGCACUCCUUUGGAAGUCAAUCAAAGGUUCACUAGUCAGGACUUUGACAUGAGCUGUGAAUCUCAGGAUGCACAUGAAGAUGUGAUUCUUAGUGAUCCUACAGGUUAUCAGAAACUAGUUGGUAAAUUGCUAUACCUCACCAUGACAAGGCCAGACAUCAGUUAUGCAGUACAGAAUCUUAGCUAG